Messenger RNA from Gadus morhua (Atlantic cod), 3913 nucleotides. Its product is annotated as F-BAR and double SH3 domains protein 1. The transcript is spliced from 21 exons. The record is from RefSeq and is a predicted model, not a curated record. Gene Ontology annotation, biological process: neuromuscular synaptic transmission; regulation of actin filament polymerization. Bases 176 to 2356 code for a protein of 726 amino acids. Gene Ontology annotation, molecular function: protein binding. Lineage: Eukaryota; Metazoa; Chordata; Actinopteri; Gadiformes; Gadidae. Gene Ontology annotation, cellular component: recycling endosome; neuromuscular junction.
UCUUUUGAGAGUAGGUGGGGCCGAGCCCCACUUGCCGCUAAUGAACAGUAGCCACUGGGCGUGAAGUGGAGAUAGGAGGACGCAGCGACGCGUCCGUUCCUCGCCUAGGAGCUCGUGGAGAAAGCAGGACGUCGCUCACGCUGGCUGAGGAGCGCGUGCAUAUGGAGACAGAGCGAUGCAGCCACCGCCGAGGAAGGUGAAGGAAAGCCAGCAGGUGAAGCAGGUGUUCUCAGAGCAACUGGGGAAACUGCACACCAAACAGCAGCUGGACACUGAACUGCUGGAAGAGAUGAGGUGUUUCGGUAAACAAAGAGCAGCUAUAGAGAAAGACUAUGGGCAGACUCUGCAACGCUUGGCUGCUCAGUACCAGAAGAGAGACUGGCAGAGAGGAAAGACUGAUGCAGUUACGUUUGGCAGUGUGUUCGGUAUUUGGCGGUCCGUUCUAGACGCCAGUGCUAAAAGUGCCGUAGCGCGAUUGGCCGCAGCAGAAGAGUACCGCUCGCUCCUAGGAGAAACGUCAAGGAACCUUCGCUGUGCAAAGGAAGUUCGAGCUAAGAGGGGCUUGGAGCUGCUCCAGAGGGUUCAAGUGGAGGUGGUGGAGGCGAUACGGGAGCUGAACCGGAUCAAGAAGAGGUACCACCAGCUGGACCACAUCGCAGACGCAGCCCGAGAAAAGGCCGCCGAGGCACAGGCCAGGGCCCGGAAGAGUGACCAUAGAAUCUUCCACUUCAGAACAGGACUACAGAAAAUGAGCGCCAAGCUCAGUUCCAGGUUAGAAGAGUGUGACGACCGUUUGCAUGAAGUUCGGAAUGAAUAUCUGCUCUCCCUGGCCGCUGUGAACGCUCACCUGCACCACUACUACACUGUUCAGCUGCCACACAUCAUGGAGCGUAUGGACGGGGACGUUUAUGACCAGCUGAGGGGCCAUUUCAACCUGCUCUGCAACACGGAGAUGAGCGUGUGCCUCGCCACACACACGGAGUACAGCCGAAUCCUGGACUCUGCCGCCAAGGUGACCAGCGAGCGCAGUGUUCAGCACAUUCUGCAGGAAGGGCUGUCCUCCGGCGCCCCCCUGCGCCUGGCCUUCCAACCGACCGUCAGCGACGUGGUGAAUGGACUCCAGGAGGUCUGUGGCUCCGGGGGGGAAAGCGGUCUGAACAAGGAAGCCAGGAAAUGGGCCAGCAAGGUGGCUAAAGACUACAAGAUCAUCAGCCAUGGAACAAGGGCCCUGCAGAGCCUAGAGAGCAGGGUGCAGCUCUUACCGAAGGAGACGGGGCUCAGUGUGGAGCAGAGGAUGCUGGAGGUGGAGGAGACUAUCAGGAAGGCCAAGGUGAGCCGGGUGAGGGCGGAGGCGCGGCUGGCUCUGCUGGAGGAGCGCGGGGUGGGGGUGGAGCAGUGGCUGGGCCCCGCCCUCAGGCAGGCCCACGAGGAGCUGGAGGGGGAGAGGACGCUCAGCGAGCAGAGGCACUCCACUGGGGGCGGCUCGGAGGAGGAGUUUGACCUGACUGACUUGGAGGACUUUGAAGAGGAAGACGGAGACAUCUUUGUGGAUCUGUCCUCUGCGUCUGUAGUCUGUCUGUACCCAGCAGCAUGCAGAGUGGUGUAUGACUACCAGGCUAGCCAGUCAGAUGAGCUGUCCAUCAUGGAAGGGGAGGAGCUCCAGGUGAUCGAAGAAGGUGACGUGGAGGACUGGCUGAAGGUGUGUAACUCGUGCGGUCAGGUGGGCUACGUCCCGGAGCGCUACGUGCAGUUCCUGUGUCUGCCAACAGAGGACUCUGUGCAGCUGGACUGUUCCUUCAGCUCCUGUUUCUCUAUCGGGAACAUCAGAAGUGGGCCUAGUUCAGGGAUGGCCAGAGCGUUGUACACCUACCAGGCCCAGAGUGCAGAGGAGCUGUCCUUCCAGGAGGGGGCGCUGAUCCGCCUGCUGCGCUGUGGACAGGGAGAGGUGGAUGAUGGCUUCUGGGAGGGGGAGCUGGGCGGCCGAGUGGGCGUGUUCCCCUCCCUGGUGGUAGAGCUGCUGUCAGAAGACGGGGGGGACGAGGACGAGGACGAGGACGAGACUCCGCCCACCCCGACCAGCUCCCCUCCGGGCCCCUCCUACUCCCCCCCUCCCCCGGUCUCUCACCCCUCUCUGGCCCCGGCCGGCCCGUACCCCCAGCCCCGGACGCACCCCCCUCUCGUCUCUACCCUGUCCAGGGGUCAGGGGGUCCGAAUACACACCCUCGAUACAGAGCCCCAACGGACUACUGAUAGCCCCGCAGAAGCAGCAGGCGGUCCCCACGCCUCUCCUGGGAGAUUCAGACCAUGUCGAGCGCCACCUCCACCUCCUACCCAGAGGGUAUCUCCACAGCCCUAACUAAAUUGAUUUAACUGCAUUCAGUCAAGACAACAGAGCAGGGGGGGCAGUCGUUCGCUGGCAGGGUCAACAUGUCUUGGGCCAGGAAUGACAUUAGGUCUGUUUGACUGAUCUGUGACAGAUCCCAGCUCGGUCAACGUCUGAAUCUGAUACAGCAGACUAUCACACAGUAUUCUAAUGCAAAUGUGUAAUAUGUUUUGGUGUGUAUAAACUUGACACUGGAUGUGCCAGGAUGACCCACAAUAAAUUUCGACAGGUGGACGAUAAGAGGCAUGUAGCCUUUCAGUUGAUCACAAACAGGGCGUCCAGUGUACAUAUAUAUCUUUUUCUAGACAAUAGAAAUUUGAAAUUGAUACCAAUAGACUAGACCAGCAACCACAAUGAAGAGAUAGCUUGCGUAAUAACUCUCCUUAUUACAUAUAUAUCUACAUUACAGUAGCCUGCGAUGCGUAGCUUGAUGAAGAGAAAUAGCGUAUAGCGUCACAUACAGUAUAUAUCAAAAUAUAUAGUAUAUAAUAGUAGGCUAUGCCAGAAAGGGUACAGAAUUUUAGUAUGUAGUAGUAUAUUGUAAAGAAUAUUGCAGCAUUGAUUUCUCAUUACUUGUGUACUCAGUUACAUGAAUACAGAAAACCCUGAUAAGAGAUGAUCUAGACCUGUGUAGAUCUCUGGAGCUAUACGCCCUAACCACAGAGGCUCUACUGAUCAUAUCCACAGAGGGUCAUCGUCAGACAAACACUGCUGCCGCCCAUCGCUAUCUAUCGGUCUGCUCUUUUGUUGCGCCAGGGCGUGGGAAGCUGACUCCAGUAGUGAGUUGAGUCUGUACCGGGUCUGUUAAGGCAGACCCAUCAGGGACACUCAACAGCUUGUUCUGUCGUAGGUGGUUACCUCUGGGAAAAGAGCAUUUUAAAGUGAACACCUGCAGCUGUGUUGGGUUCCAUCAAGUGCUAGUCCCUCGACUAUGAUUGAGUGAAGACAAUUAGCUGUUCAAACCACUAGUCGGUGCACUUUGGUUGAGGAAAGACAAUAAGCUGUUUCAAUGUGUUUCAUCAGGGGGAUUCAUCUGGAUGUCUAUGAAAUUAGUUGAAAUUAUGAAUUCUCAAGUUUGUGUUUGAGUUGUGUCUAAUUGUAGGUUGAAAGUUCUUGAUCCACUGGACAAAUGCAUUGACAUUUUAGGUAUUGUGACUGCAUUUUUCUCUAUGACCACCAAAACAUACGAACGCAUCAGCAAAAAAGGGAUGGGAUGCAAAUAUCAUGUCAACAUUCGAAUGUGAAAACGUUUUGCGAGAGUGGAAUUAUGACAUACACCCACAAUGAUUUAGUUAAAUUAGAGAUUUGAGCAGGGGUUCUCAACCAGCGGGCUGCGGAGCCACAGAGCAUUGACCACAGGGCUGCAGAGAUUAAGAAAUGACUUACACAAAAUUCAAAUGAGAGGAUUUCACACCAGUCCCAACCCCACUUCUCUAUCAUGCUUAAGUCUUCAUGCAACUAUUGUUCAAUAAAUACUUGUGGUGAUUUUUGUGUAUCAAUGGGAAUAAAUGUGGCCAUUCAAAUGCUGAA